AUGUAUUAUUUAAAAAGAAAUCAGCUUGUACCUGUCUAUUUAGAUAAAGUUACAGGAGAUUUGGACCAUGAAGAUACAGCUAUCAGAAGUAGAAGAAAGUCAAGCGAACUUCAAAGUCCCUUGUCCAUCUUCAUAAGAAACAGAAAAAGCGAUCCUCCUGACAACAUUUCUGCUAUUUAA
Molecule: messenger RNA, 180 nt
Organism: Ascoidea rubescens DSM 1968
Lineage: Eukaryota; Fungi; Ascomycota; Saccharomycetes; Ascoideales; Ascoideaceae
Exons: 1
Coding region: 1-180 (59 amino acids)
Source: RefSeq, a predicted model, not a curated record